AUGACUUGGAUCACUACCAUAACUCGACUGGGAGGGUGCCGGCCCAGUCGCAACCUACUGAUCAGCAAGGGGUAUCGCAUCGGUCCGAACGCCAGGGCGUCCCACACUUUUGUUCUAUACGCCCCAGACUGUAACGACCCCGAUGCGCUCUCUCGUCGACUGUCCGUUCGGGGGUCUCAUAUGGCGAAAGCCAAGGAGGAUGUGGGUCGAUUCGUGAUAAGAGGUGGUGCGAUGCUCGCACCUGACUCUGAUCUGGACGCAGUUGCGGCUGGAGGACCGAAAAAGAUGAUUGGAUCCGUAAUAUUUGUUAGAGGGAACAGUCUGGAGGAGGUAACUAAAAGGGUCAAGGAAGAUAUCUAUUAUACAUCUGGCGUGAAGAAUGGACAUUGA
Messenger RNA from Rhizoctonia solani, 390 nucleotides. RefSeq lists its product as uncharacterized. The transcript has 3 exons. Lineage: Eukaryota; Fungi; Basidiomycota; Agaricomycetes; Cantharellales; Ceratobasidiaceae. Bases 1 to 390 code for a protein of 129 amino acids. The record is from RefSeq and is a predicted model, not a curated record.